UGUAUGUUUACCUCUGCGAAAAGAAAAACAAACCUUCCGUCCCGCUGAUUUGUCGAUUUGACAGUUGCUCUGGUAACGUUAGUAUUGGCAAAGUAAUAAAAAACCUGUUGGGUCGAUUUCCGCAGCUUGGCAAGAAGGUAAAAAGGAAAUAGUAUUAAAUCAGUCAACGAGGAGAAAAUGGGGCGCAAAGUUGUAGUCGCCGUUUGCUGCUUGAACCAGUGGGCUUUGGAUUUCGACGGAAAUCUGUCACGCAUCAUCGCCAGCAUCCAAGAAGCAAAAGUACAAGGUGCUAGUUAUCGCACAGGACCCGAAUUAGAAGUCACAGGAUACAGCUGUGAAGAUCAUUUUUAUGAAGCUGACACUCUUCUACACAGCUGGGAGGUUUUGGCUGAACUAUUAGCCAGUCCAGUAUGCAAAAAUAUUUUAGUUGAUGUUGGCAUGCCGGUUAUGCACAAGAGUGUCACUUACAAUUGCAGAGUUGCUUUUUUCAAUGGAAAAAUCUUGCUGAUUCGUCCUAAAUUGAAACUCUGUGAUGAUGGCAAUUACAGAGAAUCAAGAUGGUUCACUGCCUGGACAAAACUUUACCAAACAGAGGAUUACAUAUUGCCAGAGUUUAUAAGAGAGCUUACAGGGCAAAAAUCUGUAGUUUUUGGAGAUGCAGUCCUGGAAACCUUGGAUACCACCAUCGGUUUUGAAAUUUGUGAAGAAUUGUGGAAUCCCUCCAGUACUCACAUUUCUCUCGGUUUGGACGGCGUUGAAUUCAUCGUCAACGGGUCGGGUUCCUACUUUGAGUUGCGCAAGGCCAACGUUGCCGUCGAUUUAGUCCGGGACGCGACGAGAAAGUCCGGCGGUUGCUACUUAUUCUCAAAUUUAAGAGGCUGCGAUGGACAGCGUAUCAUGUUUAAUGGUGGAUCGUGUAUCGCACUUAACGGACAAACAAUCGCUAGAACGCGUCAAUUCUCCUUAGAAGAAGUGGAAGUUGCUGUAGCCACUGUCGACUUGGAUGACAUACGAACUUACCGCAAUUUAGUCCGUUCUCGAAACAUUGCCGCUGCCCAGAGUCCAUCGUAUCGUCGUAUUCCGGUCGAUUUCAGUCUGAGUGAGUCUUCCUGCUACGCUAUGAGAGCUUCCAGUACCCCAUUCAAAUGGCAGUACCACAGUCCUGAAGAGGAGAUUGCUUAUGGUCCUGCCGGCUGGCUCUGGGACUAUCUCAGGCGGUCCGGUCAGGGUGGAUUUUUCUUGCCUCUGAGUGGAGGUGUCGAUUCAAGUUCCUCGGCUGUUUUAGUUUACUCCAUGUGUCGAAUGGUGGUGACUUCUGUACAAAAUGGCGAUAGUCACGCCAUCGAUGAUGUCCGGCGUAUCGUUGGCGAUCCCAGUUACAUCCCGGACGAUCCUCGCGAACUGUGCAACCGGAUUUUCAUCACCUGUUACAUGGGCAGCGCCAAUUCAUCGGUGGAGACACGGCAGCGGGCAAAGGACUUGUCUGACCAGCUGGGAAGCUAUCAUUUGACCCUGGCUAUCGACGCUGUUGUCUCGGCCGCUCUCAACAUUUUCACAGUCGUCACGGGGCUCGUACCAAAGUUCAGAGUCGAUGGCGGCAGUUUGCGAGAAAACCUUGCCCUGCAAAACGUCCAGGCCCGAAUGAGGAUGGUGUUGAGCUACUUGCUGGCCCAGUUGAUGUUGUGGGCCAGGGGCAGAUCGGGUGGUUUGUUGGUUCUUGGUUCUGCCAAUGUCGACGAAUCUUUGCGUGGCUACCUCACCAAAUACGAUUGCUCCAGUGCCGAUGUUAAUCCCAUCGGCGGAAUCUCCAAAGGGGAUUUGAAGCGAUUCCUAACAUACGCCCGGAAUGAAUAUUGUCUAACUUCCCUGGACACUAUUCUGACAGCUCCGCCGACUGCCGAAUUGGAGCCCUUGCAAGAAGGUCGUCUAGUUCAGACGGACGAAGAAGACAUGGGUUUAACUUACGCCGAGCUGGGUGACUUGGGGCGACUUCGUAAACAGGCAGCCUGUGGGCCUUACACCACUUUCUGUCGACUAAUUCAAAGCUGGAGGGGAGCAGGAACACCAGCUGAAAUCGCACACAAAGUCAAACAUUUUUAUCGCUGCUACGCCAUCAACCGACAUAAAAUGACGGUGAUUACGCCUUCCGUCCACGCCGAGACGUACAGCCCCGAUGAUAACCGCUUCGACCAUAGGCCCUUCCUUUACAACGCCAAGUGGGGAUGGCAGUUUCGCGCAAUUGACGCUCAUUUGGAGCACGUCAACAAGAUGGUCGACACUGAUGAUCGUAAACUAGAUAAUGCGCACAUGCAAUCAGGUAAUUCUAUUGCAUUUUAGUUAAUGGCGAAGAAAAGGAAAUCACCAAAAUUCACAAACUGCUAAUUGUGCGGAUCAACGGGGAGCUUCUGCGUUACCGUCUAGAUUCAAAUUAAUUAAUAAGCCUUUAGAUAAAAGGAGAUUAUCAGCAUAAUAUGGGCUCAACAAAGCCGUCCAUGUAAUUAAUUAUUAGACUGUAAUAAUAAUACCGUCAAAUAAUACACUCCCAGAUACAUCA
Molecule: messenger RNA, 2554 nt
Organism: Daphnia pulicaria
Lineage: Eukaryota; Metazoa; Arthropoda; Branchiopoda; Diplostraca; Daphniidae
Gene: Nadsyn
Product: glutamine-dependent NAD(+) synthetase-like
Exons: 10
Coding region: 178-2337 (719 amino acids)
Biological process (GO): NAD+ biosynthetic process
Cellular component (GO): cytoplasm
Molecular function (GO): glutaminase activity; NAD+ synthase (glutamine-hydrolyzing) activity; ATP binding
Source: RefSeq, a predicted model, not a curated record